AUGGCUCCUUCUACUUCCGGUCCCCAGAUCUUCGAGGAUGCCCACCGAGCUCCCAAACCGUCCGUUUUCCGGGCCAUGCUUUCAUCAAAACAUAAGAGAAACCAGUCCGCGGACGAUGCCAUGCCACCACAGCUUCCACCCAUCAAAUCAUCCGACCCUGUCCCCUUCCCCUGGACGCAGCAGCCUACCUCCACUCCCGGUCAUCUUCCACUAGGCGAGAUAGUUCCAAACCGCGAUGCUGGAGAUACCUACGUUCCGACCGCCAAGUAUGGCAGCAAGGAGGGCAAAGCACCACUACACAAGAAGACGAAGAGUGCCGUUUCUUUGAAGUCACUGAGAAGUUACAUGGAGCGGAAGGAUGGAAAGUCCGAAGAAGCCGAAGUGUCCGACGAAAUGAAGCCUAAGAAGGCUAAAUCAAACAACAGUCUCUCGGCGAUUCUCAAACGAUCACAGCGGGGCCGCAAGGACGGCUCAAAACAGAGUCGCGAUAAAGAGAACCGCAGCCCAACUGAUCUGGUUGACAGUAUGCCGUCGCCAGUUUGGUCCCAAGACUCCAUUCCAACCUACCAGCAACAGGUCAACAGAUCCCGACAGAAUUCACCCCAGAACUCGACAGCACAGAGUUCAACAAGCGACCGGCAGCGAAGCGUCGCUGACGAGCUCUCCCUCUAUACACCCAAAGGCUACAGUCCUGCCCAGCAACGAAACUUCCAUGAUUACCAUCAGCCCUCGCUCACCAAAUCUGGCGAGAGCAAGCCACGGCCAAAGUCAGAGAACUUCGCGGGCAACAAGAAAGUGAAGGAUAUGCUGGGGCCCUUGCAGCGCAUCUCCACCAACGAUACAAAUUCAAUUGAACGGGCGGACAGCGCCUCUUCGAAAACUUCAAAGAGCCAUAGUCUACACAGAGCCAGAAAGAUGUCUGCCUCUGAGAACCAGCCUCCCAAAUCUCCCGAGAAAGAAACAAACCCCAAGAGACUAUCGCGUGUGCAGGCCGCAAUCUCGGCGUUCAACGCUAAAGAUAAAGACGCCGAUAUUCACCGACAUCUCGACUCCAAGGAUGUUGAAAGCGAGUUUGAGAAGCUACUGGAUGCAAGGAAUAUUCCUCAUAACAUGCGAGAUAAGAUGCGCUCACUUGACACCAACAUCAAAGUUGAUUUCAUUCAGAAGGACAGGACUGAGAACGGAGCCCCCAACAGUGCUGGUACUUCUGAUAGUCGCCGUGGGCGUGGAAAGGAGUCCAAGGAUGACCAGAAGUCCCAAGACCGCAAGGGCUCCCGAUCACGGUCUAGAAGCCGUGGGUUCUCCUUUGGUAGAGGGUCAUCGUCUCCAGGCAAGAAAGCUCGGCCGGAGAGUGGAACUUUUGCUCGCCCACGAUCAGUAGAUCUUUCGCAGCCUGUGGGUGUUUACACAACUCUACACCCUGGUGGCUCCACGGCAACUCUUUCCGAAGCUGCUGUCGUGGACACUGCCGCAGAUCCUUCCGACUUUGUGCAUUAUCUGAGAGAGAUCCAAAAACCGGAGAUUAUUGAAGUGGGCAAGCUUCACAAGCUGCGCCUUCUGCUUCGCAACGAGACAGUAAGCUGGGUGAAUGGCUUCAUUACUGAAGGCGGAAUGGAUGAAAUAGUACAGCUCAUCUACCGCAUUAUGAAGAUGGAGUGGCGUGAGGAUCAUGAGGAUACUCUUCUCCAUGAAGCUCUACUCUGCCUCAAGGGUCUUUGCACUACGUCUAUUGCUCUUGCGCAUCUGACGAGCAUCGAAGCUGAGCUCUUCCCUGCCUUGUUGAAGAUGCUGUUUGAUGAGGAGAGGAAAGGACCUAGCGAGUUCACGACUCGCGGGAUCAUUAUCAACCUCCUUUUCACACAGCUAUCUACACUUUCUCCUGGCGAGUUGCCCGUGAAGCGUGCGGAGCGGCUUCUUGGAUACCUGCGUGAUCCAUCGCCAGCCGAUGGCAGCCAGCCUGUCUCGUUCAUCGCCAACAUAUACCAGUCUCGGCCAUACCGCGUGUGGUGCAAGGAAGUCACCAACGUGACCAAGGAAGUAUUCUGGAUCUUCCUGCACCACCUAAACGUGAUCCCACUUCCCAAGUCGGACCCCAAGUCGGACGAUCCCUUUACUGAGAAACGUCCGGUGGCGGAUAGCCACUCGUUCUAUCAGCGUAACUUCCCUCCACCUCGCCCGCCUGUUCCUGCAGCUCCAUAUGUUGGCGGGGUUGAGUGGGACGCUACGAACUACCUGGCCGCUCACCUUGAUCUUCUCAAUGGUCUGAUUGCCUCUCUUCCCACGCUUGAUGAGCGCAAUCAGCUCCGCUCUGAGCUUCGGGCCUCCGGAUUUGAGAAGGUCAUGGGCGGAACCAUGCGUACUUGCAAGGAGAAGUUCUACUCUUCUGUCCAUGAAUGCUUACGUACCUGGGUUGCUGCGGCCGUAGAAGAUGGCUGGCCAUAUACAUCCGUGCGUGAGGGACCUCCUCGCUCUGGCGAGCCUGGCUCCCCUACCAAGUCGCCCAAGAAGGCUGCGCCUGGUAGCCCCAAGAAGGGCUUGGUUGACGAAAGGCCACCCAAACUGGAAUUGGUGCUGAACCUGCCGCUCAACCUCCCGGAUAGCCGUGCUGCUCAUAGCCCACUGACGCCAUCCAGUGAUCUACGCAGCUGGCUCUAG
This is a messenger RNA of Penicillium verhagenii, 2655 nucleotides long. RefSeq lists its product as uncharacterized. Gene Ontology annotation, biological process: actin cytoskeleton organization. Lineage: Eukaryota; Fungi; Ascomycota; Eurotiomycetes; Eurotiales; Aspergillaceae. The coding region runs from base 1 to 2655 and encodes 884 amino acids. The transcript has 3 exons. The record is from RefSeq and is a predicted model, not a curated record. Gene Ontology annotation, molecular function: small GTPase binding; actin binding.